This is a messenger RNA of Truncatella angustata, 690 nucleotides long. RefSeq lists its product as uncharacterized. NCBI's taxonomy places the organism in Eukaryota, Fungi, Ascomycota, Sordariomycetes, Amphisphaeriales, Sporocadaceae. The record is from RefSeq and is a predicted model, not a curated record. The transcript has 2 exons. The coding region runs from base 185 to 598 and encodes 137 amino acids.
UCAUAACCUUGAGCAAGCAGCCUCGAACCACAUCGUCUUCCCUUGUUCAGGAUUAAUUCGUCUGUAUUCUGUCAAGUCUUCAGAAAGUUGUUGAAAGUCUUCGAGACUUCUUUUGUGAACAACACUUAUUGUCUCAUUGAAAUCUUCUGCCGAGAGGGGCAAUUUGGACUGAAAGAUCAACGUCAUGUCUUCACCAUCGACAGAGUCGCACCGUCUUGUUCGACGGGAUUCCUCACCCAGGGCUGCGAGGAGUAGCAGCAGGCGGCGCCCACGCUUGCUUAGAGCCUGCGCCACGGAGCCAUCCAUUACGACUUCGAGUGCCUGCAAAGGUGUAUUGACAAGUCCAAACUCGAGUAGGAGGGCGACGGAACUCUUGAGCCGGGUUGCAGUCAACAACGCUGCGGUGCUGAGCUCAUCACCCAACUCGACGAGGAGUUUCGGAGCAGUCGACUAUGAAGGUUCCGGAUUGACCGAGGCCGAGAAGAGGGAGCUGUUAAGGAGUGAUAGCAACCCAUACUCGGUGGGCUACUUCAGCUUUCCAAGUUUUGACACUUGGGAUAUUGAACAACAACAAGAAGGGAAAGAUGUGCCACCUUGAAAGGCCGCGGAAGGCAGCCCUCAUCAAUUCUACACGACCACCGGCGCGCGCCAAUUGCAGCCUUCCUGCUAAGGAUAGGUUGUUGCGCAUAG